AUGUCCGACUACACUCUCUACACCUACUUCCGCUCCUCCUGCUCGGGUCGCCUGCGCAUCGCCUUCAACCUCAAGGGCCUCGAGUACACGCCCGUCUACAUCAACCUCCUCAAGGGCGAGCAGGCCUCGGACGCCCACCGCGCGCUCAACCCCUCCGCCACCGUGCCACUGCUCGUCGCCCACCGUGACGGCGACCUGCGCAUCGGGCAGUCCAUGGCCGCCCUCGAGUACCUCGACGAGACGCACCCCGGGACCGCCGCGCUGCUGCCCGCCGACGCCAAGCCGCGCGCCGUGGCUCGCGCGCUCGCCAACAUCAUCGCCUGCGACGUCCAGCCCGUCACGAACCUGCGCAUCCUGAAGCGCCUGCGCGCCAUCAGCGGCGCCAACGCCGAGGAGUGGAGCAUCGAGCUCAUCCACGACGGCCUGCGGGCGUACGAGGACACGGUCAAGACGAGCGCCGGCAGGUACUCGGUGGGCGGCAGUGUCACGAUUGCGGAUGUGACUCUGAUGCCAGCUGUCUGGGGCGCGGAGCGCUUCAACAUCAGUCUGGACCCGUAUCCUACCGUCAAGAAGAUUGCGGCCAACCUGAGCGAGCUCCCGGCCUUUCAGAAAGCCCACCCCUUUGUGCAAGAGGACUGCCCGGAGGAGCUUCGCGUCAAAUUUUGA
Molecule: messenger RNA, 666 nt
Organism: Akanthomyces muscarius
Lineage: Eukaryota; Fungi; Ascomycota; Sordariomycetes; Hypocreales; Cordycipitaceae
Exons: 1
Coding region: 1-666 (221 amino acids)
Biological process (GO): L-phenylalanine catabolic process; glutathione metabolic process
Cellular component (GO): mitochondrion; cytoplasm
Molecular function (GO): glutathione transferase activity; maleylacetoacetate isomerase activity
Source: RefSeq, a predicted model, not a curated record